AUGACCUACAGCCCCAUCCGUGGCAAAGUGGGUGGAGAGCUCUCCAAGGCACCCAAACUGGUGGCACGUGCGGAGGUGUCCUUGCAUGAGCUGUCCUCGAGCACGGACAUCGAGAAGGCCGUUCAUGACUUCUACAACCUUCAAGACACGUCUGGCAAGAAGAACUUCUUGAUCAUCCACGCGGAUCCCGUGGCCGCCUCCGUGCGAAUGAUCGAGCACUGCCGCUUCGUGUGCGAGAAGGCUCGCAACGGCUUCGUCCAGAAAGGCAAGGGCGAGGAAGGCUCGAUGUUCGUGGUUCUAGUGGUGCACUUGCAGCGUGGCUACGACGGCAAGUUCUCCUUCGACUUCGACUCUCAAUGGAGCGCCGUCUUCCUGGACUCAGUGGAGCCCUCUGCGGAUUUGAGCUCCAUGCCAUCCCUAGGAGCCAUGCUGAACAUGCCUUUGAUUGAUGUGGUGGAGGGCUUGGAGUUCCCUAAGCUGCUGCGCAGCUGCUUCCGCUCCUCGCUCUCUCGCCUUAUGUAUCCUCACUCUCGGCGCCCAGAUGACCUGCAGAAGCAGAUCCAGCUGAUGCUGAGAUACAUCGAAGACGUUGACUUU
Molecule: messenger RNA, 597 nt
Organism: Symbiodinium sp. CCMP2456
Lineage: Eukaryota; Dinophyceae; Suessiales; Symbiodiniaceae
Source: the annotation of a GenBank genome assembly